AUGAAGGAUACGUCCCAGCAAGUUGACGACUUAAUCGCCAACUCGAAUCAUAUCUCAAAAUGGGUCGAGGAACAACCAAGUGAAGACCAGGCAAGUUGGGCUCAAUCAAUCUUUGCAAAACUUCUUGAAGGUGCUUCUCAGCCCAGAGGAGCUUCAGGCAACUCGUGUGUAAAACUCUGCGGUUUUGUUGAACAAUCGUCAAAGUCGCACUCUCAGGCUCUUAGACUUUGGGCGUAUUCUAGAGAUGUCACUAUCAAGCUCUUCAACUUUUACGUUGAGUGGAAUGAGUCGGAUAAUCAUCGUUCUAUGAAGCUGGUUCUCGAUUUGCUUCCCCAGCUCAUCAGGAGAAACCCAGAUGAACAAGCUGGCCAAGCGACCAAAGCAGCAAUCUUGAAUAACCUGGUAUCAAUCGUCACAGGAAAGUCAUCUAAGCCUUUGGCCAAGUCUGCUAUCAAGGCGCUGGAUCACCUCGUUACCAAGGAUAUUGUUACCCUAGAUGAGAUACGGUCCAGCUUCGCCACCCUUCAACAGAAGAACUCCUCGACCGAUCCUCUCGAUCUGUGGAAGUUGUUCAUCUUUGAACUGUUCCAUUGGAUGACACUUCAUUUUGUGUGUCCCACGGCCGGACGAUUCAUUGUCUGUUUAUAUCGCGGUCUACGAGGUCAAGACCAACAAGAAACACAAAUCCAGCUAAGCAUCGAGACAUGGCACAAGUGGCUACUUGAGGCCGUCAAUGAGGAACCUUCUAUCCUUGAGUCUGUGAAGAACUAUAUUUUCCUGCCCCUUUUCAAGGCCGACAAGGCAGAAGCCCUGGGUUUCCUGAAGCGAAUGAACGAACAUGAAGCAGUUUCCGCAGGUGAUGAGAUAGAUCUCAACCUCCCAGCUCUGCUGCAACUUGCAGCUCUUGAGAUUGGCAAGAAGGUUGGAUUGGUGGAAGAGCCUGCACUCGGCGACGACAAGUCCGCAGAUAGUGACUCCUCAAUCGUCCUCGAUGAAAAAGUGCUGGAAAGUGUUCUGGCUCACCCAUCCCAUGAAGUCCGAUCACUGGCUCUGUCACUUCUGAUGAGCUCGCCAUCAACAACAAGGCCGUACUCAUCUACAGCUCUAGCUCUGCUACGCAAGCAUCUGGCAACGUACUUUGCCGACUCAGACGCCAAGUUCCGAAACGAAGUGGCUGGCAAGGUACGGGAUAUGUUUAAGAGAGUUCGUGGUGCUAUAUUCGUGCUCAAAAAGAGCAUCCCAAGAGCAGCUGCGCGGAAGCAAAAAGAACAGCCAGGGCAUGCACAAGAGCCCCAACAUAUUCUGUAUCGAACCAACCUGAUUUCGCUUCCGGAGGCUCAGCUGACCCACUGCCUGGAAUACCAUGAAAAGUUUCUUUUUUGGUACAUCGACUUCUUGUGCAGCGAGCUAACACCCACUGCGUCUUAUCAACGGCACAGCGCUUCGCUCAAGGCGGUGACUUUCAUCCUUCGAAUGGAGGGAGAGAAGUCAAAGACAUGGGAGACUCCGGAUGAUCAGACGCUGUUCUUUGACCAGUUUGGUGCAUCAUGGCUACGAGCACUGUCCGACCUGAUCAUGGACCCCUUCGACGAUAUUCGAAGCCAUGCAGCUACAGUGCUGAAGUGGAUCUUCUCGGACAGCCGUUACAAGAAUUUCCAUCUCAUGGCCCAACAGGGCAGUAUGGACCCUGCCGAAGAGCUCGCUGAGUUGUUGAAGCGAUCUGAAGACCUUGCUCGUAAGACUGCUCGAGCUGAUCAUUCAGACGGCGUUGCCAGAGUAUCACAACUACUGUAUCGAUUCUCCGGGGAAGAACAGCAACGAGUUGCCCUUCUAUCAAAGCUUAUUGGUGGUCUCGAAGAAAGACUGGCUGUGGCCGAGAAAGACCUUGGCAGAGCAGUGCUGGAUGCACCGCUUCAUGGAGAUUUUGCAUCUCUUUGCUACAUGUGGCAGGUAGUUUCAGAGCUUCAGUUUUCCGAAAGUGAGUUGCAAUCUGUACAGACUCUUCAGGAUACUCUCGUUUCUUGCUGCGAGCGGGUUUGGGCAGCGGUUCGUGACAUUCUCUGCGAUGACUCGCCCGAGGGUCACCUUCCCCAGGAGCUGGAGGAAGUCGAUGGGCUCGACACAAAGGAUGUGCUCAGUUACAGCUUCAGAUCGGUCCACGAAGCCAGCAACCUUAUGAGAAUCUUGAUUCUCUCUAUCAAGCAGCGAACUCGUCCAGGCAGAAUCUGCCCUUCGAGAGAGGCAUAUGAGAGAAUAGGGAACCUGUCCUUCACGCAACUUGCCAGCCUUCGACAUCGAGGUGCCUUUACUACCGUCGCCCUAACCUUUUCAACAUGCUGCCAGCUAGUUAAGCAUCUGGACCAGGGCCCAGAUGGCGACGCAAGUGGCACAACUCUGCUCGAGCAAUGGUACUCGGGCACAUUAGAAGCGAUCAAUGCCCAAGUAUCAACUACUCGACGGUCUGCUGGUAUCCCUGCCAUGAUGACCGGUGUUUUAUCUGCCAACGCCGCCAAUCCCUCUUUUGAGCAAGUCAUGACAGAGCUUAUGAAGAUCGCUAGCCAAGAAGCCCGCGUUACCGAGACAGAUGGUUCGAACCUACCUCAAGUUCACGCCUACAAUUGCUUGAAGGAGAUCUUCAAGAGCUCCUACUUGACAUCCAUAGGAAACAAGUCUGAGAAAUUCCUCCCGCAAUGUCUCGAGCUGGCAGCGAACGGCCUCAAGUCUGAGCUUUGGGCAAUUCGGAAUUGUGGUUUGAUUCUUCUUCGCAGUCUCAUUGAUUGCCUUUUCGGUUCUCACCAAAGCAAGGCUACCAUGGAGGCAGGUUGGGAUGGAAAGGCCAACCGCAUUGCUUACCACCGAUACUCCUCUCUUCCCACAACUCUACUUCACCUCCUCAAGUCGGGUCACCAGAUGAUGGCCUCUAUUGCUGCAAGCUCAGCAGCGGCAGAGUCAGUGUUCCCAGCCCUUGAUAUCAUUCGAAGAGCAGGUCCACCUGAGGUCCUUCGUGAUGAGCUUCAGAUUCAUAUUGCCAAGUAUUUGGCCAGUCCUGUGUGGCACGUUCGAGAGAUUGCCGCUCGGACGCUUUGUUCAUGUCUCCUUCAUGCCCAGUGGCUUGAUUCUAUCACUAGUUUGGCCGCAGAAUCUGUUCGUUCUCAGAUUGGAAAUGUCCAGAACCAUGUUCAUGGUGUCCUCCUGGCACUUAAGUAUACUAUAGACCGACUGAGCGAGGUUAUGCCCGAACAACUCCAACAGGAUACACCUAAACUAUCUGGAUUCCUGAUUGAGUAUUGGCGUGAAAUUCAAAUUCUUGACUCCCCAGAAAUUCCCGCCGCCUAUCUCGAAGUCGUGAACUUGGUACGAGCUCUGCCUAGACCAGGUGCCGUCGAACGUCUCCAUUUCGAGUUCCCAGCCUUCAACAAGAGGGAGGGCGCUCUACUCAGGGCGCAGCGUGUGAUACACGAGGUGCACUCCAUUGCCGAGGGCAGUGGUCAGAUCGAUGACCUCAACGCCUUACUUCUCAGCAAGACUAUGGGUGUCAACACAAUUGUCGCCGGUCUUGAGACGAUUCCCAAGCUUUGGAAUGUUUCUCGCCUGUCAGAGCAAGAGGUCAACCAGUUCUGCAACCUCUACCGUGACGUUUGCCUCAAAAUCGGACCUGCAGAACCUCGAGUUAUUGCUUUACAAAACCUUACCGACAUCCUGGAUCAAGUUAUUAAGUGUAAGAAUUUUGGUCUUGUAUCGGCAGACUUGCUGUCAGAGAUCUGGAACAGCUUGCCCUUGAGUCUCCUUAACCCAGCACUGGCAAACUCCAUCAUCAGAAUUAGCGGCUCCAUCACAGCCAUCCUGAGCAAAACAAAGGCUGUAUCCGGUGAAGGCAUCAAGAACUGGGGCCAUAUGGUCGCCGACUCUGGUUUGGACGACAAGGAUUUCGAUACUCGUCUUGCUACCGUUGAGUCGCUCUGUUCUUUCUUUAACACUGUAGAAAGAGAUGAGUCUUGGGCUGGCGAAGAACAUGUUUCGGCCAUCCUUGCCCUAUACGACUCACUUAAUGACGACGACGACGAUAUUCGCGACACUGGUUCUGCGGCUGUCAAGAGCAUCCUGGGACAAGCUCUCGUCCCUAUUGAAGCUGCCAAUCGUCUUCUCUCAUGGCUUACCAAACAUUACUGCAACAACCAGACAUUCCGCCAGAUAGUCGUGCGUCGAAUCAUGGGUGAUUCCAGAUACCCAAGCCCUGAGCUGAACGUUAUCUCUGUCAAGGAUCAACUACAAGAGGCGAUGAAGUUUGAUGACUCUCUUUUCGUAAUCGAAGAACAGAACCUCUUCGUUGACGAGGUCAGAGAGACACAGAGAUGGAUCUCUGUCUACGAAAGCCUUGAAUGGGAGCCGAACGACCCUGCUCUCGAGGCAUUAACGACUUGGACAAGCGCGGGAUUAGAAGCAAUGCACAGUCUGGUAAGCCAAGAAGAUGGUCCUCUCGGAUAUGGAUCCAAGCCAGAGGUCUUUGCCAUCUUGUCGCGGGUUAUCCGUACAUCUGCCGCCUUGACAAGGCAUCAUCCCGAUAACGAGCUUCGUGAGAGCAUCGACAAGUCAACCGGAGCUCUACACCUUGGGAAUGGGCACAUAUCAGGUCUCUUGUUGCAGCCUGUCGAGAAGACGACACAAGGAUAA
Messenger RNA from Fusarium coffeatum, 4671 nucleotides. RefSeq lists its product as uncharacterized. NCBI's taxonomy places the organism in Eukaryota, Fungi, Ascomycota, Sordariomycetes, Hypocreales, Nectriaceae. The record is from RefSeq and is a predicted model, not a curated record. The transcript is spliced from 7 exons. The coding region runs from base 1 to 4671 and encodes 1556 amino acids. Gene Ontology annotation, cellular component: cytosol. Gene Ontology annotation, biological process: tRNA methylation.